AGGAUCGACCAUAUGUAAUGACAUGUGCGCCAAUCAACCACCAAAACAAUAGUUUGGCUUCGUUGCACUCAGUUAACCCGAUAAAGUUUACAAGCUGCGUAAGAGCACGAAAUCUGCGUUACGGGCAACCGGCAAUGUUAUCCCUGUAGAAUACCAAUGAGGUGAUGCGUCCUCGCCAAUUUGUCAUCGUAUUUACCCCAUUGAAUCGACGCAAUCCAUUAGUGCACGCUUAUAUCGAUCGGCAGGUGGAUCGGCACGUACAAUUUUGGCGCAAUUACAGUCAACUACGAACCACGCGCGAUGAGUCGUCAUUGUUGGGGUCUUGUAACAACUGAUCCACCGGUGGAUGGUACCGCUGAAGUCAUGGUGCACCUCAUUCGAAUAGUGACAAUCGGGACAGUUGCUCGGAUUGGUGAAGUGAUAAUUUAGUAAAACAUUUACUCGAAGAGCAAUGCGCAUCCUUUUGCAAAUCUUCGUCAUCGUUGCCGCCCUUGUAACGGUCAUGAAAGCGGAUUCCAUCCCGGAUGCACUGCGCAGUUACAAUCUGGACCUUCAGAACUUCAAGUUCUUCAAAUAUCCCGGAAGGCUAACACCGUACGGAGUACGUCCGGGCAAUCCUAAUCCUUCGUUGACGCAGAAGGCAGCGGCGAUAUUCCGAUACUUCAAGAAGCUCGCCAUUGGACCACCGAUGCAGAACUAUGGCGUCAAGGUCAACCAGAGGAGGGCACUGCAUCUGAGGGCUGCCUAUCAGAAACAGUUUGGCUAUCGGGGGAAGAAUCUCAUAGCGCUGAUCGGAAAUGGACAUUCGCCACAGGAAUUGCGGUAUUACGGUGCAAUAGGGCGUGAUUUCGGUCCGUAUUAGCUUAAGCUUUAAAUAAUUGUUAAGUGUGAGUGGACUGAAACUGUGAAAUUAUUUAUGUGAUGUGAUGAAGACUAAACCAUUACAGGAUGUUGAAAGCUUUCUGAUGACAGAACCCCCGUUUAUUUAAAUUUCUAAAGGCAUGUCUCCCAUGUUAGUGUUACAAAUUGAUAAAGAUUGUGAAGCGGAUCCUGCUUCUUUUAGGCAAUCUUGCACCUUUCGAAACAGAACAAGCAUAUCGCUCCAUAUUUUUGUUUCUUCUUCAAACGUAUAGGAGGCAGAUCUGCUUAACAGACAUUUGAGAGGCCCAUAUAGCCGCAGCUGUGAACCGUGUUGAAAGAAAAAACUCAAAUACUCAAAUCUAAUGGCUUAAUCACAGACAAACAGACGUAUCCCUUAGAACAAAAUGCGAAAAAAAUCAUCGUCACGAAAACAUAAUCGCCCAAGGCUAAUUAUGCUGUAGUACGCAAACCCACUGAGUAGAUGCUGGUAGUGAGCAAACGUCAAACAGGAGCGAAAGCGAUGCGAGCGCUAUAAGCGAGUGAUUUGCGAACUAUGAAAUAUUUGAAAAAUCCGUUAAAAAGGGAAACGAUGGGAAGUGAGUAGAGUGACACGUCUGUUUGUCUGUGGCUUAAUUGUUUUACGUGCGAUUUUUGAUUCACCAAACUCAUCAACGAAAAAAUCAUGUGAGUUGACUCGUGGAUUUAAUCAUUGCUUUAUCUCUAGGUGUUCUUAUUAUUUACAUCGAAGACUUAAGGAUUGUUUGACAGAACAAGACCAAAUCUUGCGUACAACACCAUAGAGCAUGGUUUCCCAAACUGUGGGUCGCGACCCCCCAGGGGGGUCACCGGCUUUCAUCCAGGGGGUCACGAGGGAUAGUUGAAUAAUUUACUGUAAUAUACUGAGGAAAUUUCUAUGGUGGGUCGCCUAAAGCACGUCUUCUGGCAAAAGGGAGUUGCGCAUCUAAAAAGUUUGGAAACCUAUGUCAUAG
Aedes albopictus (Asian tiger mosquito) is the source of this 1850-nucleotide messenger RNA. RefSeq lists its product as uncharacterized. Lineage: Eukaryota; Metazoa; Arthropoda; Insecta; Diptera; Culicidae. The coding region runs from base 452 to 862 and encodes 136 amino acids. The transcript is spliced from 2 exons. The record is from RefSeq and is a predicted model, not a curated record.